This is a messenger RNA of Hypomesus transpacificus, 2961 nucleotides long. RefSeq names its product ceramide kinase (gene cerk). The record is from RefSeq and is a predicted model, not a curated record. The transcript has 14 exons. Lineage: Eukaryota; Metazoa; Chordata; Actinopteri; Osmeriformes; Osmeridae. Bases 247 to 1968 code for a protein of 573 amino acids. Gene Ontology annotation, molecular function: kinase activity.
UUCUUUCGGCCUUCUCAAUUUAAAUACGUAGUGACGACACGCGUAAUGCUCAGCCCGUCCCCUCUGCUGAAUGAAGAAUCCGCUAUCCUAUUCAAUUGUGUCAUUGGUGUUGUCGAAUUUAGCAACAUUAUUUCCUUAUGUAGACAAAGGGCCUUCACCCGAUAACUUUACUCAAAGAUGUUGACAAUAAGAUAACAUUGACACCUUAUUCUCAGUCUUUUGGUACGUUGGCUUCAAGGUAAAGAGAUGGAAAAACAGCCGAGGUUGUUGUCAUCGCAGCUCUUACUGAAAAACACCGUCUUCGAGGUGUCGUUAAACCGUGUGUGUAUGACAUGGAAAGAGCAGCCCACCACCAAGAAAAAACGCGUCGGAGGCUUGCAUCAUCCAUUCAAAGUCGGUUUCUGUCUUUCUAAGUUUCGUCACAGAGGCAAAGGAGAGACAGGUACCUGUCACACUGUAGCAGUGUCAGAGAUUGUAGCGGUGCAGGAGCUUGACGUAGAGAACGGUGCCACUAAAGAUGACGGGAGGUGGCAGAAAAUGCUUCAGAAGCCACUGGAAGCCUACCCAUAUGCAUUCACAGUGUCCUAUGUGGAGAGGUCAAGGAGACGCCGCUGGCGGUGUCGAGACCUUACCUUCUUCUGUCCAGAGGGGGCGCUGUGUCAGCUGUGGGUCCAGAACAUCAGGGAACAGCUAGCGCUACUGACAAACAGGCCUAAGCAUUUGCUGGUGUACAUCAAUCCCUAUGGAGGUAAACAACAAGCCAAGCGCAUCUACGAACAAGAAGUAGCCCCUCUAUUUGCCAGAGCCUCCAUCUCCACUCAUAUCAUUGUUACAGAAUAUGCCAAUCACGCCAGGAACCAUCUGGGGACAGAGGCAGAGUUGAAGAAAUAUGAUGGGGUGGUGUGCGUGGGUGGAGAUGGGAUGUUUAGCGAGUUGGUUCACGGGCUGAUCUCGCGGACGCAGAAGGACAACGGCGUGGACCAGAACUGCCCCGAGGAAAGCCUCACGCCAUGCGCUCUCCGCAUCGGAAUCAUCCCUGCAGGUUCAACCGACUGCAUCUGCUAUGCAACUGUAGGAGCCAACGACCCUGUGACCUCUGCCCUGCACAUCAUAGUGGGAGACUCCCAGCCCAUGGACGUGUGCUCAGUCUACCAUAACAACACAUUCCUGAGGUACUCCGUCUCUCUGCUCGGAUACGGUUUCUACGGCGACGUGCUGACUGACAGCGAGAGGAAGCGCUGGAUGGGACCAGCCAGAUACGACAUAUCAGGUUUUAAGACGUUCCUGACCCACCAUAACUACGAAGGGACGGUGUCCUUCCUACCGGCAACCGACAUCCUGGGCACGCCGAGGGACCAGGCCAGGUGUAGAGCUGGGUGCAUCAUAUGCCAGCAUAACGGACAGUUGUGUUCAGAUGAAACAUUGGAGAAAUGCAAGAUCGAGCAAGAGGUUUCAGACAGCGAGUGUAAUGGUGAGUGGCAAACCAUCCGGGGUAAGUUCCUGGCCAUCAACGCAGCCAGUAUGAGCUGCGCUUGCCCCCGCAGCCCCAAGGGCCUGUCCCCCGCCGCCCACCUGUCCGACGGCACCACCGACCUCAUCCUGGUCCGCAAGUGCUCCCGCUUUGACUUCCUGCGUCACUUGCUGCGUCACACCAGCAAAGAUGACCAGUUCGACCUGGGCUUCGUGGAGGUGCACCGCGUCCGUCGUUUCCGCUUCACGCCGCGUCACUGCCAGAGCGACUCGGAGCUGGACCUGAGAGAACCUGGUAAGCGCCUCUUCAGCCAGAUCUGCCGAGACCACCCGUCCUGCAGCUGCCGGCCCUCCUACAGCAACUGGAACUGCGAUGGCGAGAUCCUGCCUCACGCGGCCAUAGACGUCGGAGUGCACUGCCAGUUGAUCAAGCUGUUUGCACGUGGGAUCGAAGAGACGCCCGUCUUCGAAGACUCCACCCUCCCAAAUGCAAUAUAGACUCACUCUCGCCCCGGCCCGUCAACCCCACUGGAACGAUCCUACUGCAUUUCAAAAAGGUCAAAGAUCACAGCAGUGGGUGUGCACCGCUACGUGUACACCAUAUCCCAUGAUGCUAUUAUGCAUCUGAAGUGUUAUUCCUCACACUGUGGCCUGGCCAGGAAAAUACCCCGUUUUCUCUGUCGACUGUGAAAAUGACAAGGGGCGCACAGUAGUUUUUCCUGGUUGAGUCUCAGAGAGGAAAAAUCGUUUUUACCUUGUUCUUCAGCCUACAGUACAUGUAGAGUGGUGACAUUAGUUUGUAUUGUUUGUGCUUGGCUAUCAUGUUCCACACAUUCACAGGUUCGUCAUCUGGUGUCUGGUAAACCUCUUUAAAAUACCACCUUAACCCUUUCAGUGUAUUUACCAUCAUUCAUUUCAAAUAAUUGGCUCAUUUAAGAAACGUUGUGGAAAUUCGACUUGGACUACUUUCUAGUACUGUCCAGUAGUAUGAUUCACAAAUAGUCAAAUGUCGUCAUUUUGGAAGGGACUAAUGUAGGGGUUAAUUUGACAUUCAAAUGCUUUGAAAUGUAUCAAUUUCUUUUUUUCUAAUCGGAGACAAACCUAUCGUUCUUCUAUAUCCUUAAAAUACAUGUUUUACUUACAUGUGUGAUUCUAAUAUUCAGUAACUGUUACGAAAAUAGCUACUUAAAAUAAAAAUGUAUCAAUGAAAUUAUUAAAUGUUGCCCUCAAAAAAAGAUAUUUUAUUUAUUAGUAGUAGUAUUAUAACAGUCGAGAAAUGUUGAGUAAAAUUAAUCUCCGUCUCUGAAAGGAUUUGACAGUUUAAACAAGCAUUUUGCCAUGAAUUUGAAUUGACCUGUUUGGUCAAGUGACCAUCGAAUGAGAGUAGACAAAGUAUACCAGACACCUAAAUCUCAUCGUGUGACAUUUACAUAUCCAUUAAACAAAUUUGUGUUUUGUGAUGGCCAUAUUAUGAAAGUGUACAUGUACACA